This is a messenger RNA of Plasmodium coatneyi, 1407 nucleotides long. Its product is annotated as ATP-specific succinyl-CoA synthetase beta subunit. The transcript has a single exon. The record is from RefSeq and is a predicted model, not a curated record. Gene Ontology annotation, cellular component: mitochondrion; succinate-CoA ligase complex. Gene Ontology annotation, biological process: succinyl-CoA metabolic process; tricarboxylic acid cycle. Gene Ontology annotation, molecular function: ATP binding; succinate-CoA ligase (ADP-forming) activity. Bases 1 to 1407 code for a protein of 468 amino acids. NCBI's taxonomy places the organism in Eukaryota, Apicomplexa, Aconoidasida, Haemosporida, Plasmodiidae.
AUGAUGAACAUGAUGAACAUGAUGAACAUGAGGAGGGAAACGAAAUUUAUUCUGAAGCUGCGGAGGAGCAUGGGGCACUGCCCAUCCGUCAUAACAAAUGGGAGAGACAAGUGGACAACCCGUUCGGGAAUGACGAACCGUCACGUCCUGACAAGUAAAAGGCACCUAAGCAUCCACGAAUAUCUGUCAAUAGAUCUGUUGCGGAAGAAUAUGAUCCCAUGUGCACAAGGGUAUGCAGCGAAAACUCCAGAGGAAGCAGAGGAAAAGGCACUGGAGCUGCAAAGCCUUUGUGGGGACGUGGACCUAGUGAUCAAAGCACAGAUACUGAGUGGAGGAAGAGGAGUAGGGUAUUUUAAGGAGAACAAUUUCGAAGGAGGUGUUCACAUUUGUCGUAACAGUACAGAGGUUAAGGAAAUAGCGUCGAAAAUGUUAAAUAACACAUUGGUGACCAAGCAGACAGGAGAAGAUGGAAAGAAGUGCAACACUGUUUUUAUAUGUGAGCGUUUUUACAUAAGGAAGGAAAGGUAUGUUGCUUUUCUAUUGGACCGAAGUUCCGAUGGGAUACUCCUCCUAGGAUCAUCCAUGGGAGGUUCCUCUAUUGAAGAAAUUAGUAAAAAGAAUCCAGAGGCAAUACAUAAAAUGAGCAUAGAUGUACAGAACGGGUUCAGUCAUGGUCAGUCACGUGAAUUUUGUGAAAAAAUUGGGUUCAAAAAUACCGAGUUGGAUAUCGCCACAGAUGUAAUAGCGAAUUUGUACAAAAUAUUUAAGAGAUACGAUUGUACCUUGUUGGAGAUAAAUCCCUUCUCCGAGACGAACGACGGAAGAGUCCUCUGCUGUGACGCCAAACUGAAUUUUGACGACAACGCGGAAUACCGACAGAAGGAGAUAUUUCAGCAGAGAGAUCUUUCCCAAGAAAAUGCGGAAGAAAUAGAGGCGAAGAAAUUUAAUUUAAAUUAUGUUUCCCUGGAUGGGAACAUUGCUUGCAUGGUGAACGGGGCAGGCCUAGCCAUGGCUACCUUAGACCUUAUCGUACUACAUAACGGUUCCCCUUCGAACUUUUUGGAUGUUGGUGGAGGGGCCACGGAGGAUGAAAUUACAGAGGCCUUAAGAAUUAUAAACAAAAAUGCCAAGGCCAAGGUAUGCUUUAUUAAUAUCCUGGGGGGAAUCAUGCGGUGUGACAUUAUUGCCAGGGGCAUUAUUAAGGCAUUUAAGGAUACAGGUUUUGCCAAGCCGCUUAUUGUUAGGCUGGAGGGAACAAACCAGGAUGAGGCAGAAGAGCUGCUCCGUCAGUCGGGCAUUAAGUGCAUUUUCUGCCAGGACAUGAACCUCGCUGCGAAGAAGAGCGUGGCCAUGGCGAGCAUUAUUGAGGCCGCCGGGCACGCCGACGUGCAGGUCGCCUUCACGUGA